Messenger RNA from Parathielavia appendiculata, 513 nucleotides. RefSeq lists its product as uncharacterized. NCBI's taxonomy places the organism in Eukaryota, Fungi, Ascomycota, Sordariomycetes, Sordariales, Chaetomiaceae. The transcript has a single exon. The coding region runs from base 1 to 513 and encodes 170 amino acids. The record is from RefSeq and is a predicted model, not a curated record.
AUGGCCACUACCAAGCAGACGGCCUCUGACAGUCCGGCAGCGGCUAAGAUCUCGGGCUUCGCGCUCCCUCUGACGUACCGACUCUUUUUCCUGCUCAUCGAACCCCUUGCGACACUGGCGGGCGCCUACUACGCCUUCUUCGACCAGCAGACCUACCUCGAUCUCACUCAUGCCGCCUCUGCUCCUUCGCCCGUUCCGCUGGGCACCUCAAUCGCCAUGUCGCAGCUGGCCAACCUCUACUUUGCGUUUGCUCUCAGUGAGGCACUCAUUCUGCGGUCGACUUCUGACCUGCGCGUCUGGAAGGUCAUGCUCUUCUGUUUGCUUAUCGCAGACUUCGGCCACCUCUACACUGUCAGAGUGCUGGGGGCCAGGAUCUACUGGUGCGUCUUCGAGUGGAAUGCCAUCGACUGGGGCAACAUUGGCUAUGUGUAUUUCGCGGCAUCGAUGCGGAUUGCCUUUCUGGCAGGUGUUGGACUCGACCGCAAAGGCAAGCAACAGAAGAAAGCUGCUUGA